UUAGUUUCUCUCUCUCUCAUUUAGAUCUUCCUAGCUUUCAAAAGCAAAUCUGAAAGAACCUGCACUUGUUCACAGCACACACACACACCCUUUCUUUUAUUUAUCCCUAUCUACACACCCCAGUCCCUUUCACUGGAUCUCAUCUCUGCUCCUUCUUUCCCUCGAACUGUGUGCAAAACCAAACCCGGUUCUUCAGUUGCUUCUCCCACAAGAUCUUAUCCUACCCCAGCUUAGUCCCUAAGCUGAAAAAACACACAAAAACACAUCAAAGAACAAAGAAUUUUUUUCCCCUUGGAUAAAAAGUGACCAGUCUUUUCAGCAAUGAUUCCCCAGCUUCUCAUUCCAUCGUGACUUUACCUUUCUAUUCUUUUUAUUUAUCUUUUUACGGUGACAUCUUAUAUUAUAUAACAUUACUUUGUGCAACAAUGGAUUCCCAUAUCCAUCAUCAUCAAAGUUACCAACAACAGAACCAACCCUCUUCUGGGUUGCUUCGUUUUCGCUCUGCGCCUAGCUCUCUUCUUUCAAAUCUCACACCUUCUUUUGUGAGUGAAGACUUUGGUUCUAGCAGCUUCAGAGAGUUGGAAGGAAACAACAACAAGGGUUGUUCUAAGGAUUUGAGUUCGAUGAAUUCGCAUAAGGGGGUUUAUGGUGGGGGGUUGCCACCUCACUAUCCAAGGCAUGGUUCUUCUUCUUCUACUUCGAGUUCUGCUAUGGAAGGGUCUUAUGGGAUGGUGAGUUCAAUGGGAUUGGAUCAUGAAGCGCCGCAUAAGGGGUUUGGGUCAAGUCUUCUCAGGCAGAGUAGCUCCCCUGCUGGCCUUUUCUCCAAUAACAACAUUUCCUUUCAAAAUGGGUUUGCCACCAUGAAAGGUGUUGGAAACUAUGGUGCGGUGAAUGGAAGUAAUGGUGAACUUAGUCCAUGCAUUAACAGAUUGAAGAACCAGGUUAGCUUCUCACCAAGAAAUGCUUCUUCCCUGGGAAUGUUGUCGCAGAUCUCUGAAUUAGGGAGUGAAGACAUUGAGGCAACUAGUCCUGAUGAUGAUACUAAACAUGGAGGUAAUGAUACUCAACAUUAUGACCCCGGAUUCCCCUUUGGUUCUUGGAAUGAUACUCCACAACUCUCAGAAAAUAUCAGUGGCUUGAAAAGAGGGAGAAGUGGCAAUGAAAAGAUGUUUUCUGAUGUUCAGAAUGGAGAGCUAGCAAACCAAGUUAAUAUGUUAUCACAUCACUUGAGUUUACCAAAAACUUCAGCAGAGAUGAUUACUAUGGAGAAGUUGCUUCAGUUCCCUGAUUCUGUUCCUUGUAAAAUCAGAGCAAAGCGAGGCUGUGCUACUCAUCCUCGAAGCAUUGCUGAAAGGGUGAGAAGAACUCGGAUCAGUGAAAGAAUGAGGAAAUUACAAGAGCUUGUCCCACACAUGGAUAAGCAAACCAACACAGCAGACAUGUUGGACUUGGCUGUUGAAUACAUUAAAGAUCUUCAGAAACAAUUCAAGACUCUAAGUGAAAAAAGGGCAAACUGCAAGUGUAUAAGCAUGCCAAAGGCAGAUACAAAUCAAAUUGCUUGAUCACCUUUCUUUAUGAGCAAUGCAUAGCAAAGAUGGCUUGGAUCGGAUGCUUUUAACUUUAAUGCUGAGCAAGUAGAAAGAAAGAUGCUAAUAUAGGAUGCUACUACCAGAAAUAGGAGGGUGAAAAAUAGAGUAGAAAUAAGGUGAGAAAGAUGUGUUAUUUGGAUUGAUACAAAUAGGAGAUAAACAGUAGAGAAAGUUCUCCUUACAUAUUUGGAUGAGUGCUAAAGAAAGUGAAAAGAAAUAAUCAAAUUGUGUAAAGAAACUUUUUAUAACAAUAAUAAAAAUUUAUGCUUUUUUUUACUAUAA
Molecule: messenger RNA, 1871 nt
Organism: Glycine soja
Lineage: Eukaryota; Viridiplantae; Streptophyta; Magnoliopsida; Fabales; Fabaceae
Product: transcription factor bHLH130-like
Exons: 6
Coding region: 426-1562 (378 amino acids)
Biological process (GO): regulation of transcription by RNA polymerase II
Cellular component (GO): nucleus
Molecular function (GO): DNA-binding transcription factor activity, RNA polymerase II-specific; protein dimerization activity; RNA polymerase II cis-regulatory region sequence-specific DNA binding
Source: RefSeq, a predicted model, not a curated record